Molecule: messenger RNA, 1287 nt
Organism: Capronia epimyces CBS 606.96
Lineage: Eukaryota; Fungi; Ascomycota; Eurotiomycetes; Chaetothyriales; Herpotrichiellaceae
Exons: 1
Coding region: 1-1287 (428 amino acids)
Biological process (GO): phospholipid transport; mitochondrion organization
Cellular component (GO): endoplasmic reticulum; ERMES complex
Molecular function (GO): lipid binding
Source: RefSeq, a predicted model, not a curated record
AUGUCCUCAGGAUUGACCUUUACCCAUGGCCUCCUCCUCGGCCAGGUGUCGAUUCUCGUUCUCAUCUUCUGUUUCAUCAAAUUCUUCAUCUUUGGUGAAGCUCCUCCGCCGCCCUCGAGAGCUUCUGGUCGAACUCCACGACACAUUCGGGCCCCUUCCUUGCAUAGUCUGGCCUCUUCAAAGAGCUCUCCUCCACAGUCUCUACGUAACCAAGCCAGCGCCACCAACGUCCUCCGUCCUGUCCCUACCAGCGCUACCGACACUGCUUCGAUCUUGCGGAAAACAUACUACGAAAUCCCCGGUCGAGGCCAUGGUAGGCAUAACCAUUCCACCCACCAGCCGGAGAGCUUGGACUGGUUCAACGUGCUUCUGGCCCAGACAAUCGCACAAUACAGACAGACUGCAUACAACCUACGAGACAGUUCAUCCGGAGGGAAACCUACAAUUGUCGCCAGCUUGGAAGAGGCAAUUAACAAUCCGGAAAAGAGACCGUCCUACAUAGACAACAUCAAGAUCACCGAGAUAUCCAUGGGCGAGGAGUUUCCCAUCUUUAGCAACGUGCGAGUCAUUGCAGUUGAUGACGAUGCUUCUAGUGCCACCGGCGGACGGUUACAGGCUCUAAUGGACGUGGACCUAUCCGAUGAUAACCUCACGUUGGCCAUCGAGACUGCUCUCAUUCUCAAUUACCCAAAACCUUUCUCCGCCGUCCUUCCUGUCGCUCUCGCCCUUUCCGUUGUCAGAUUCUCCGGCACAUUGUCAAUCAGUUUUGUUCCUGUCCCGCAGGAUGACUCUGCAGGCACCGGGAAACCAGGCUCGACUUCCGGCAAGCCCAAAACGAGUCUCGCCUUCUCUUUCCUCCCUGAUUAUCGUCUCGAGCUAUCUGUUCGAAGCUUGAUUGGUUCCCGCACCCGGCUGCAAGAUGUGCCAAAGAUUGCACAAUUGGUGGAAGCACGAGUGCAAGCCUGGUUCGAGGAGCGAGUUGUAGAGCCCAGGGUUCAAGUAGUCCCACUACCAGGUCUAUGGCCGCGGAUGGGAAAGGUGAGGGUAAGAGACGGUCAAGACGACGACAGACCAUCAACUCAGGAUGGGCAGCGGCCACCCUCGUCCGUCCAUCACAAGGAAUCCAGGCUGGAAGACAAUUUCCCUUCCCAAGAGGAGACAGAAAGGAUAUUCGAGGGCCUUAGACUGCGAGCAAAGAACGUCCGCUCCAACAGCCAGGUCAUUGAACAGGAUGAUGCCCCGAUAUCUCAACCUGCACGGUUGAUGCCCGGGGCCCUCCCUGUCUGA